Eruca vesicaria subsp. sativa (arugula) is the source of this 244-nucleotide messenger RNA. The record is from the annotation of a GenBank genome assembly. NCBI's taxonomy places the organism in Eukaryota, Viridiplantae, Streptophyta, Magnoliopsida, Brassicales, Brassicaceae.
AUGCACAUCUAUACUACUUGCGGUGUAUGGGAAGUAGGUGCUACGGGGUGGGUGUUUUCGGCUGAUGACAGAGGGGGAAGGUUACAAUUAUUGGAAGCAAAUUCUACCUUAGAGGAUUUAAAGAGAAUGGUGUUGGAGGAUUAUGAUAUGGAAGAAGAUAUGUUAGCCGAUAUGGAACUGAGUUAUUUACCUGCUGGGUUGAUCAAUACAUCAACAUCUCCACCAGUGUUCAUUGCAAAUGAUC